AUGGAUUUCGUCUGGCCUGCGGCAAAGUACGCUUGGCAGGCUGGGCUGGCAUGCGUGCGGGGCGGCAACCUGCAGCGCUGCCCGUCAGUAACCAUCCGGGCUGCUGAAGCAUCGGACCAGCCUGCACCCUCGUAUUUCUGGAUCGUGGUGCUGGUGAACGAGCUGCUGUUCAUGGGUCUGGUGCUGUGGUACCUGUGCGGCUCGUGGGGAGCUACCGUCCUAGCCUUGGCGCCGACUGAUCACGCUUUACCCUUCGUAGUGCUGAUUUGCACCGUCGACGCGGACAUCCACGAGGACAACUAUUCUUGCGAAGGCUGGCAUUUCGAUGGGAAGUUCAUGAUCAUCGGCUUGAACCCUGCGCCGCGGUGGAAGUUGAGGCUGGUUUUUCCGGAGUUGCGACGGAGAGGCGAGGGGGGCAAAGAGAAGGAGAAGGAGCUAGACUGGGUGGCCCCUAUCGAGUCCGAGGUGGAGGAGAGGAACGAGGCAGCCGAGUCGCUGGACCUUGCGUCUCGAGCUCGCCGACGGCGGGCGAAGUUCUCGCCGGGCGCCCGCUGGCAAGGGGCGAGCCAGCGGUCUGUCCUGGAGCUGCGCGCCGCGGGGAGUCCGACGGCCCUGGACUACCAGGCGCGCCUGGAGGAGGCGCUGCUGGAGCAUUUCAACCAGUUCUACUUUGACGGGCACGACGUGCCCGACGGGGCGAAGCUGGCGGCGGCUGCGGCCCACUUCAGAUUGGACCUGCCGCCGAAGCUGGGCAACCUCCCCCGCGCGCAGAGGGCGCUGAGCGCUGGCGCCGCCGAGGGCGCGACUGCCCCUGCCCUGGCCGGCGGCGGCGUGGAUGGCCAGUUGGCGCGACCCAAGACCAGGGACUACGACGUCAGCCUGCUGCUGGACAACCCCGAGUUCAGCUGGGUGGAUCGCGCCCUGGGCCACCUGGUGAACGGCCGCAACGCCGAGCAGCCUCUGCCCAUGCUGGACAUGCGGGGAUGGACUCGCGCAUUCCAUCAGGCCGUGAUCGCCCUGCAGCUGGAGGCGCUGGGCCCCCCCGUGCUCCGCCAGCUGCGCCGUGGAGGGGUCGGCCACGAGACGCUGGCCAACGCUCGGGAGAUCGGCGACAUCGAGAAGCGGGGCCGCUGGGAGGCGCGUAGCCGCGCCCGGGUCUGUGCCCCCCCGUUCCCCGCUGUCCCGCGGGGCCGUUCGAUGGCCCUGGAGUUCGACGUGGCGGAGUGGCAGCGCGAGUUGCUGGAUGCCGAGAGGCGGGCAGACGCCGCGGGCGACGCCAGCGCCGUGGAGGAGCUGCAGAGCGCAUGGUUCUGGCGCGCCGCGCCGCCUCCUCCGACGGCGAGCGCGACGACGACCGGAC
This is a messenger RNA of Prorocentrum cordatum, 1360 nucleotides long. NCBI's taxonomy places the organism in Eukaryota, Dinophyceae, Prorocentrales, Prorocentraceae. The record is from the annotation of a GenBank genome assembly.